AUGCAGGCAUCUUUCCUCGUAGGGAUUUACACAGAGGUGAUGGUUUUCGGUUUGGCGCACGGCACCUAUCGUGGGACUAUGCAGCUGGUUUGUGCAGCAAGCGGAUAUAUCGGAGCUCUUCUGGCUUUCAUGAGGACAGACUUGCCGAACAAUUGGACCCAGGAUUUGAUCAGGUCGCGAUCCUCGCGGAAAGGUGAUAGUGCAUCUCCGACUCGCUAUGCUUUUUGGCACAGUAUGUGGCACGUGAUAUUCCCUGCAUCAUCUUCGUGCGUAGUACUGAUCUCAGUACAUGUUCCAGGCCAAGCUCCACUACCUCGUCGGUCAGCAACCGUGUACAUCUCCUUCGUACUGUGUUGCCUUGCGGUGGGCCUUCUUUGGGCUGCCUACAAUUCCUUCAUCUCCAGAGGGAGAAAGCGCGUUUGA
Molecule: messenger RNA, 423 nt
Organism: Durusdinium trenchii
Lineage: Eukaryota; Dinophyceae; Suessiales; Symbiodiniaceae
Source: the annotation of a GenBank genome assembly